AUGGGUGAAACAAAAGUGAGAAGAGCAAGCGUAGGAAUUCCCAAGAGUACGGGUAAUGGAACCCUCAAAGCUUUUGAUCCAUCAUUUCUUGUGCAGCUCCCAAACAAGCUUCAAGAUUGUGUUAAGUCACAACUCAAGAAAUUAGUAAAAGUUGGUGAAGGCGAAAACUUAGUGAGAAAACAGAAAGGAUCAUCUGCUGCUACUUCUGCCGCUGUUGCUCCUGCUCCUGCAUUGGGGAUUGAUUUGGAGAAGCAAUUGCAAGCUUGGAGAGAAAAUCCUGCCUGGACUGAUCUACUUCCACAAAUAAAGGUCAGUGUACCAAGAGGUUCUCUCUGCAACCUCAAUGCUAAAGUCGAUAUCGGGUUGCCUCCAGAUGCAGUGUAUAAUAUUGUGACUGACCCAGAUAAUAGGAGAGUUUUCAAAAAUAUCAAGGAAGUGAUAUCCAGGAGAGUUUUGCUUGAUGAAGGUGACAGGCAGGUGGUUGAUGUAGAGCAAGCUGCUAUCUGGAAAUUUCUUUGGUGGUCUGGGACUAUAUCAGUUCAUGUUUUGGUUGAUCAGAACAGACAAGAUCACUCAAUGAAGUUCAAGCAAGUGAAAACUGGGUUCAUGGAAAGAUUCGAAGGCUACUGGAAGGUGGAACCUCUAUUUGUUGAUGAAGCAAUCUGCUAUCCAUUCAAACCUAAAACAUUGGCAGACUAUUGUUCAUGUACAAGAGGCAAAGGAAGGAUAGGGUCAAAGGUGAGCUUGGAUCAGUUAAUCCAACCAGCAAUUGUUCCACCACCACCAAUUUCCUGGUACCUAAGAGGAAUCACCGCCAGGACUACUGACAUGAUUGUAAAUGAUCUGGUUGCUGAAGCAGGCAGAAUCAGGGCAGGUUUUGAUACUGAGAAAUGUGAAGAGUGGAGCUUAUAUGAUGAUAAACAACGUGACAAGUCAUCUAACAUUAAAGAAAGAUGGGCUCUACAUAGGAGAAAUGCAAAGAAGUUUCGUAGAAAAUUGGUGACUGCUGAAAGAUCAUCUUUAGUUUCGAGCAACCGUUAA
Messenger RNA from Dovyalis caffra, 1041 nucleotides. NCBI's taxonomy places the organism in Eukaryota, Viridiplantae, Streptophyta, Magnoliopsida, Malpighiales, Salicaceae. The record is from the annotation of a GenBank genome assembly.